CAUGCGCGAGCCGACACUCCCCAAACAAUACCUCCCAUGGCAGUUCAAUGUACAUUAUUAUGAACAUGGAAGUCUGUCUCACAGACUUGAUGCCUGCGUGUAUGGUUAAAAGGUGACCUCUCCGGUGUGUUUUAUUAUGUACACGGCCGGCUACAUGCAUAAUGCGUUGUUGCUGCAAGCUUGGCCGUCGGGGGUGAAGGUGCAUUUCGUCAAGUGAGUGUGUCAGCCGUCGUAGGCUUAGGGGUGCGCGCUGAGUGGCGGUCGAGACAGAUAGCAAGGCGAGGCUGCAUAAUUGCUUCUCCGGAGCCGUGCGCGUGUGACGUAUCGCCCGUUCCGGAGCGCGCUGUGGAAAUAAGCCGUACCUGGGAUGUGGUCGUAGGCUCCUGUGAAUACGCCCGUGUACAAGUACACACCCGUACUGUGAGCUCCGAGAGCUGGACAGCACUGGAGGGAAGGAGUACUGCGGCGAAUAUACGGUAGCCAGCCCGUGAUUAAACCUGGAUAACGUGCCCCGGAUAAUCUACUCCACCGUGUUGGAACCAGCUGUCUGGAUUCGUUAAUCUCCUCGAGCCAGAGUCGGGAAUUUUUUUUCUCUCUUCGAUCGACAUCGCCAUUAUUCUUACCAUCAUCGACUAAUUUAGGAUGGCCGGAGAGUACUGUUGCUACCGACUUGUGGAUGUAGCCUUGGUUUCUUUGCUGUUUUUUAGCUGCACUUUUACACAGGGAACAGCCCAGGGAGAGGGCGCUGUUCGAUUGUUCGGAGGUAAUCACGCAUUUCAGGGCUACCUCCAGCUGUACUCUGGGGACAGUUGGGGGACGGUGUGCAGCGACGACGAGUGGGACGAGACCGACGCCAUAGUGGUUUGCAGGCAGAUUGGCGCCAUCGGUGGCGUCAUGUCUCCCAAGAGCGGCCACACAUUCACCAAGGUGGACGGCAGCAUCCCCAUCUACAUGGCAAAGGUCGGCUGUGACGGCACGGAGGAGAGGCUAGGUAGCUGCUCCUCCUCCAACGACACUUCGUCAUGCACGCAUGCUAGUGACGUCAAAAUGGACUGUGUCAUUCCCGGCUUCAAAGCCUGCGUGGUCAACAAUGGCGACCUACCCCUGACCGGCCGGAUCCACAACCAGACCGGAAUGAGCGUCAGUAAGUGUGCGGAGCUCUGCCGCAAGGACGGCUACCACUACGCCGGCGUGGACCCACUCAGCUGCUACUGCGGCUCUGCCGGUGACGAUUUCCGAAAGUACGGAGUGGCGCCCAACACGGAGUGUAUGUCCCUCUGUGGGGGCGGGGCACUGCAGGCAUGCGGAGCUGAGAGACGGAUAGCUGUUCACGAAGUGGUAGUUGGCAGUUGCAGCGGGAGCCUCAAGGCCGGUGCAGGAGCCAUCGCGUCUCCCGAGUUCCCAGGCGCUUACCCGCUGGACGGCCGCACCUGCCAGUGGGUGGUGGAUGUGUCAGAGAACGGCGACACUGCCGUCCGGUUCCCUGUGUUCAACCUUGCCGGGGGAGACGAGAUCCAUAUCUCAAUCGACGGGGGGAAGAACUGGACAGUGUUUAAUGGCACGUAUUACAGCCAAGAAAAUCCACCCUUCGUAGCCACCUUCGAUGAGAACGAACUCCGGGUCAAGUUUGUCAUUGCUGGUUCCUCACAGCGCGACGAGCACGUCUCCUUUGUCCUGACGUUCCAAGAAAACACGAGCUGUGACGUUGUAGAGUUCCCGAACGGUUACCUGGACGUCGUCGACGGUGCUGCCUACAGACCUGGCGACAAAGUGGAGGUUCUGUGUGAAAAGCAGUACAUGACAGAGUGGAAGUACUCCAUUUGUCGAGAAGACGGUCUCUGGCACAGAGCACCAGAGUGUAUAAAAGCGCCACCCGUCGGCCCCUCCCUAGUCUUCACGCAGACGUAUCUAUUUAUGAUGUUGGCAGUCAUGGGCGCCCUAGGCUUGAUCUUCUUCAUGGUCAUCUGUGGUGUUAUUUGCGUCGGUCGGAAAAAAAAGAAAGAGGGUGGCCACGUGGUAGCGGGUACCUGUCAGAGGGAGCAUAUUCAGUAUACGGGUAUAUCUAGGCAGGAGUCGGCCGAACCAACUAAGGCAGAGAAUGAGUACCACAUUGACAUGCACGAAGGCUCCGACAUGGACAUGCAGCACGUUGGAGGUCAAGAGGAGCAGGCUAUCCCCCUGGCUUCUGGCGCGAUGGACGAUUAGCCGGCAUGACGUUUGGGUACAAGACCUCAUAACGCAGCGGGCUAUAUUUAUUUGUAUGCCCUAAACGAGGCUUUGUUACGAUUUUGUAACGACUUCACUGCGAUACACGACGUAAUAUUAGAGGAAAAAAAUGGCUGCCGCGUCAGAGGACUUCAUCGGGUAAAUCGUCUUUCGUAUCACCGUAACAUGGACUUCACGCGACAGGGCUUAAAAGCCAUUUUCAUGCUUUGCACUUCAAAAGCCGUCAUUGGUGAAUAAUUCACUUUUCAAAGAAAUAGUAUUUUUCAUUAAUCUGAAACAGUGAUUGUGUGGCUGCAAAGGUCAAAUUUAACCCCAAAAGCGCCCUCUUACGACGUUGAUCUCCAUCAGUGCUGCAGCGCCAUGUGAUUUCAAGAAAACAGUGUGAUAUGUGUGGCCUCGCUAUUUCAACUUUCAAUUUUAAAUUCUAGGCUGUAGGUGUAUUUCGAACGCGGGCAAAGCUAAAUCCCAUUCGGGAAACCUUUCUGUCGAUUCAUGCACAAAUAGUCUCAAUUCAGUUAGAUAGUAAGACUGUCGAGUGAUGUAGCUUUACAGUGAGUACGUAAUCAGUCAAUAAUCGAAUUGAUUGAUACACUGCGUGUAUGGUGUUUUUAUGAACAGAUCUAAUACUUUGACUUACGUUUUGUUUCGGUGUGGUUCGAGACUUUUGAAACACCGUUAUUAUUACAAACGCCUCAAGACUUUCUCCCCGAGAGUCGCGACCUCAGAGUCACUUGAUUCAGUUCUUUCUCUUCUCUCCACUAUGUCUUGAUACCCUUAAACAUUUUGGAUAUCCAGUAUUUUUGUACAGAAAAAGAAAGCAAAUGGACUUAGACUCUUUGACAGAAUCAAGAUUAUGGUCAUUAAGAGAAAGUAUUUAUUGAAAUGAAGAUUAGACUUCAGCCUGGCGAACUGAAGCUGUGGAACAUGGUUGGUAUUUGCAGCGUAUUCUUGGAAACACAACUUUCCUCUUACGUAUUUAAAGCCUGUGAUUCCUUUCCAGCCCAUUUGCUCUAUUGCAUUGUACAUGUAUAGCAUAUAGCCACAGUCCACAAGCGUCAUGUUAACACUGUAAAUUAAAGAGCACACAGGAGGAAUUUGUACAUCGUUAAUUAAAGUGUUGAGUUACUGUAACUUACUCUUAGAUCUAUCUGUACAAAGUAUAAUUUUUUUAUGAUUCGCAUGGCAACAUUACCCCUUAAAACAAACAAAAAAAAAUGUUUGCAUAUCUUUUAUGAAGAAGGCCUUUCGAGAGAGCAGUAUUAGCGAGCAAACACGUUUUUAUUUUAUGGUGCUCCUUUUAUACAAAAGUCAGACUUCUAUUUAGAAAUAGAUCAACCCAGACCCUGUUUCAUCUUAGAAAGGAAAAAAAAAGAGGGUUUCAGUUUAUCGCAAUUAAUGUCCUCCUUAUAAGUAGAUGUGCUUCGACAAAAGUGACGACUUGUGUGAUUUAGAUUGAAAUAUUGAGGUAGUUGAGUGGCUUUGAUAAUCGAAUGAUUGUAGUUCCAAUUAUUGCCUGCUGUUUGUCAAAAUGUACCGUCAAAAUAAAUUUAUUACGCUCUAUUGACAAAUACUGUGGAAUGCAUUAGUCGGUUUAAGAAGAGAAAUACAGCAAUGGUUAAAAUACAGUGGUCAGAUUAAUCAGGCAAACAGCACUUGGCAAGUCAGAAGUUUAGAGAACAUCGUAAAAUAAGACGUUACCUAAACUACCUUUCGAAAAUUUGUCAAAGGCAGCUGCAAAGGACCUCUCAGCGGGUUCCAGGAACUAAAUGCCUGUUGCAAGUAUUGUACAAGCCGUGCCGUGAUCUUAAAAGGACCGGUGAACUGAUUAAGAUUUUUCUUUUGCAUGAGUCAAAUGCUGUAGCCUAAAGGUGUGUCAAUCGGUCGUGUUUAAUUCCAGGAACAUUAACGUAGACAUGUACGUAUGUGAAACCACGAAUGUAUAAUUAAAAGGUGUAUAUUAGGACUUAAAUUUUUUUCUGUGAAAAUUUAUUGAGGAACGUACUCUGCUGUAUAUAUACUGUUUUUGAGUAUGCGGCUGUAUUAUAGGUGGAAACACAUUUUCCUUCUUUCGUCUGUACCGCUAUCUUCACAACCUGCGAAGCAGCAAUCAAUUCUUGUUUAGAAUUAACUUCUGUUGAAUAAUUGAUCAACUAAUAUUUUUUACAAAUAUUUGUGUUAAAUUCUUGCGUUGUGCGACAACAUUAUGUGCGGUGCCACUGUGAUAUAUUUUACUGUAUUUUCUAUUCGAAUUAAUUUAAAUUUGUUUGCCAAUAGGGUGUGUGUCGGAUUUCCGGUGGAGAAUAUUCUAACCUUGAUUGUUACGCGGAUCACCAAAGCCUACUACAACACGAAACAAAAUAAAGCAAAUCAGAGGUGUUUUUUCAAGUCAUCGUGAAUAUGACACAUAAUGCCUAUCGUCAUAACUAUACUUAAUGGUACUUAGAGGCCUCAAAAGUAGUACUUGGAAGAAUUUCUCAGUAGGUUUAUUAAAUUUACAGCAGAGAUUGCUUCCUCGAAAAGUUUGAACUGAAGUUCAGAUAUAAUACAAAGCAAUGGAAAGCAAUAUUCUUUUAAGACUAAGUUAAGUAUCUAAAUUCGGGUGCCAAAAGGUACCCCAUCUGGUAUCAUUCAUCAGUUCGAUGCACAACUAUUCACGUUAUUUUUGUCAGCUUCAUUUGAGUCGCUGUUGUGACUAACAGACUUAAACUUGUACCAUUCGGUAAUGUCUACCACCAUUCUUAUCAUAAUUGCUGGAAGAUCAAUUGGCAGUUUUCGUCCAUGGGGAAUUUCUUUUGUACCUGGUACUUUGACUUCUUUUUCGAUCUGCAGCAGUGGUAUAUCUGUGGCUCUUCAUUCAUUGCUUGGUACUUGGUGAAGUGGCGUUUAAGCGAUAGCAUUGUGACAUGGACGAUAUUUAUAGUUACAGUUUGUGCAGUUGUAGUUAAUCGUAUUAGACCGUAGUGAGUAAAUGCCGCAGGCUCACUGGUGCACCAGAACAAUGGACAAAUGUUAACAUUGGUGAAUAUGAAUUGUAUAAACAAAUUGUUCGACGAUUGUAUAAUAAAUGGAGUGAGUUAAUUAAAGUCUGGAAGGCUACUGGGACCUCGAAUUGGACAAUUUUCAACGGACGACGGGUAUAACAGGAUAGCAUAUUGAAUUGACUUAACACAACUGCAUUGAUUGAAAGUUGAGAAAUGAAGUCACUAGGCUAUCGAAAUGUAGAAAGAAAUGAGGCGUUAAUGCGCAAUUAAAUAGAACAAUAUUAUCGAGUGAUGUUAGAUGACAAUUGAAGUAAGGGCAAAUAGGCCAGCUCACUGACGACCCAAUUUGUUAAUGAAAACAAGUUGUUUGAAGCUUGCGUUUAACAGACUUUAAGUGUAGGCUAGAGUCGAUGAUAGUUGGACACCAGCAGUUAGGCUUCGAUGAGUCCAGGCUUUUUACGCCUUCUAGGCACCAGACGAAGGCAAGUGACAGACAUUUGAUAAAAGUAGCGUUAUGAUAGCACAGUAAGUCUUUUCAAAGUGGCUGAGGUCAACAUGUGCUGUAUUGUGAAGUGAUUUAUCGUAGAAAAAACCUCGAAUUCCCUUUGUAUUUGUACUGCAUUAAUAUUGUAGACAAGGCCUAUGGUGCCUUAUACGCAUUCCUUUUUUUCGAUGAAUGAGCAAAAUCUUGUUUGAUAUACACGGGUUACUCAACAUCAAUGCGCUGCUGUGAGCAUAUGGUUAGCCUGGUUGAAUGGUAAAAAGUUGUACCGUCAUUGGUUAGAUAUAUACACGUGUAGUUAGCCACUACAAAUUGUGAAUACAGUGUUUCGUAUGUAAAGGCCAGGCUAGGCUGUAAUGUAAAACAGUUACUCCAACAUGACGUUUGAAUUUCAACUGAAGAGGAUCACUUGUGUGUGGAUAUUUUGUCAAAAACGUCAUUUAUUGCUGGAUAUUAAAAAAAAAUAAGUUUCAGAAAAUUCA
This is a messenger RNA of Acanthaster planci (crown-of-thorns starfish), 6191 nucleotides long. Its product is annotated as scavenger receptor cysteine-rich domain-containing protein DMBT1-like. NCBI's taxonomy places the organism in Eukaryota, Metazoa, Echinodermata, Asteroidea, Valvatida, Acanthasteridae. The record is from RefSeq and is a predicted model, not a curated record. Gene Ontology annotation, cellular component: membrane.